This is a messenger RNA of Lecanosticta acicola, 2577 nucleotides long. Lineage: Eukaryota; Fungi; Ascomycota; Dothideomycetes; Mycosphaerellales; Mycosphaerellaceae. The record is from the annotation of a GenBank genome assembly.
AUGUCGUCUAUGAACCAGCGCUUCCGCAAGCUAGUCGGCUCAACUCGCAGGUCCUCCAGCAACAACUCCCUCACCACCCAGUCCUCUGGUCUCUCCUCCAACACCAACCUCGCCCCGCCCACCUCCUCCCCGGGCCCGCCGGCGACCACCAACGGUUCCGCCGCGCCCAACCCCUCCUCCGCUGCCGCAAGCACCGCCGCCUCGCCCUCACCGCCGCCUCCCAACGCUUCUCAGACCUCCGUCAACCAGUCAGCAAACGCUUCGUCGACCUCGCUGGCGAUGAACAAUAACCAGCCGCAGGGAGGGCAGCAGCCAUUGGGUCGCCCACCGUCAUAUCAGUAUGCCAGCUCCGGCAAUACAAAUCUAGGUCCUCCUGGUGCGCAUCCUAACGCGGGUAGGCCCACGAGUCCAAUGCCUCCGCCGCCCAUCAACACCGGUGCUGCUGGUGGUGGUGGUGGUAAUGGUGGUGCCGGUGGCCACGCCUACGCGCCGCAACAUCAGCAGCAGAUGUAUCAGCAGCCCAACCCACCAGGCUAUCCGAUGCAGCAACAGCAAGGCUACGGCGGUUAUGCACCACAAGCAGUCCAACAACACGGAGGCUACCCACGACAGGAGAUGGAGGGCAACGCGCGCAGCAAGGCACAGCUGAUCGUGGGCAUUGAUUUCGUACGUAUGAACCCGUACUCGACGUCUCGGCACACAUGCUGACUAUAUGUUCCACCUCACAGGGCACUACCUUCUCUGGUGUCGCCUUCGCCUUUGCGACCAACACCGAGGCCAAAGAGGAUAUCAUCGUCGAAUGGCCAGGUGCUGGUACGCAGACGAAGCAAAAGGUAAGCAUACGGCAUCGCUCAGCCUCGCAGCCUCGCAACCUCGCAGCUUACUGACCCCCUACACUAGAUCCCAACAGUCCUCUACUACGACCAGCAUCAACAAGUCGUCGGCUGGGGUCCAGAUAUUGCCGAAGCCCUCGCACCUACAGGUUAUCCCAAGCCUGGUGUGCAAAAGGUGGAGUGGUUCAAGCUGCAGCUCAUGCUCAGCGGCAACACUUACAUAGAUCCCAUCAACCUCCCACCGCUUCCACCAGGCAAGUCUGAGAUCGAUGUUGCGGCCGACUACCUGUUCAAGCUCCGACAAGCCAUGCGAAACCAGCUGCAAAAGACUCUGGGUGAGGUGUUCAACCGAGAAGAGCGGAACAUUAGAUAUUUCUUGACGGUACCAGCCAUUUGGAACGACGCUGGAAAGGCCGCGACAAGAGCAGCUGCAAUCCAAGCCGGAUUCCUCCGCGAUGAGAACGACAAUCGAUUGACGCUGAUCACCGAGCCUGAAGCGGCAGCCAUGUUCUGCUCCAAGACUGGUCUCCUGAGCCUCAAAGUCCACGAUGCCGUGUUGAUUGUCGAUUGCGGUGGUGGUACUGUUGAUUUGAUCGCCUACGAAGUCGAAGAGGAAUCUCCUUUCACCGUCGCCGAAUGUACAGCUGGUUCCGGUGACUCUUGCGGUUCUACGGCGCUGAACCGUAACUUCUCCAACAUUCUGCGAGCGAAGAUUAGAAAGAUGAAGCUCCCGGAUGGCUCAAAAACAGCAGGCAAGGUCUACGCGAAGUGUAUCAUGGACUUUGAGAACAGAAUCAAGGCUGAUUUCCGAAACAAUGGGCAGAAGUGGGCGGUUGACGUUGGAAUUGAGGCCGAGUUCCCCGAAGCUGGCAUUGAGGAAGGAUACAUGACCUUCACAAACGAAGAGAUUCUGCAGUGCUUCGAGCCUGUGGUCAACCGGAUUCUGGAGCUGGUUAGGAACCAGAUCAUUGCAAUCCAGGCACAGAACAGAGCCUUGCAAGUGAGUCUCAAACGCGUUGCUGUGCGCCAGAAACAGACACUGACCAUUCGCAGAACGUCCUCGUUGUCGGUGGUUUCGGUGCGUCCGAAUACCUCUUCCAGCAGAUCAAACUACAUGUGCCGCCGCAAUUCCAGAACAAGGUUGUACGCCCCAUGGAUUCCGUCGCUGCGAUUGUCAAGGGCGCUGUCACUGCCGGUAUUACCGAGCGUGUCAUCACCUCGCGUGUUGCGCGAAGACACUACCUCAUGGCGACCUUGCAGCCGUUCAAGGAGGGUCACCAUCCAGAGCAAUACCGCGUUCCAUCUCUGGAUGGCAAAGACCGCUGCAAAUACACCAGGCAGAUCUUCGUGCAGAAGGGUCAAAGGGUCAAGAUUGGCGAACCAGUCAAAGUCUCUUUCUUCCGACAAGUGGCUCCGGGUGCUACCCUCAUGUACGAGGACGUGCUGUAUGCCUGCGACGAGGACGUUUGCCCUGAAUAUACCAAGGACCCACGUAAGUCACUACGAUCACGACCCACACGCACGCAAGCACUGACAUUCUCUAGGUAUCAAGGAAAUCGUCACUUUAACAUCCGAUCUCAGCCGAAAGAACCUCGAAAAGGACUUCGAACGCAUGGACACACCUCAAGGAACCUUCUACCGUGUCUACUUCGAUAUCUAUCUCACCCUAGACGGUUCGGAAUUCAACGCCGAGCUCGUCUGCCAAGGAGAAGUCAUGGGUCGCUGCUCCGCAAGAUUCAGAUAG